Molecule: messenger RNA, 546 nt
Organism: Argentina anserina (silverweed cinquefoil)
Lineage: Eukaryota; Viridiplantae; Streptophyta; Magnoliopsida; Rosales; Rosaceae
Product: secreted RxLR effector protein 161-like
Exons: 1
Coding region: 1-546 (181 amino acids)
Source: RefSeq, a predicted model, not a curated record
AUGGAUUCAAAACCUUAUGCUAGAUUAGUUGGUAGUCUUAUGUAUGCUCAAGUAUGCAUAAGACCAAACUUAGCAUUUGCAGUUGAUAUGCUAUCUAGAUUUCAGAGUAAUCUAUAUAUUCAGCACUUGAAUACAUGUAAGAAAGUUCUGAGAUAUCUUCAAAGAACUAAAUACCACAUGCUUGUUUACAAGAGAGUGAAAAACUUAGUUCUAGUAGGUGAUACUGAUUCUGACUUUGUUGGGAAUUUUCCAAAUUCAAAAUAUUCUACUUGUGGUUAUGUCUUUAUGAUGGCUGGAGGAGCAGUUGCAUGGAAAACCAUGAAACAUACCAUUGUCACCACUUCUACUAUGCAAGUUGAAGUUGUGGUAGUCUAUGAAGGAGUUUGUGAAGGCUUAUGGAUCAAGAAUUUUCUCACAGAAACUGGAAUUUUGGGUGCCUUGAUCUCUAAGAAAUUAACUAUGUACUGUGACAAUGAAAUUGUUGUGUUCUUUUGCAAGAACAGUAAAAGAUCAACUAACUCUAAACACAUUGAUCAUAAGUAUUAG